Carassius carassius (crucian carp) is the source of this 2613-nucleotide messenger RNA. Its product is annotated as sialidase-like. NCBI's taxonomy places the organism in Eukaryota, Metazoa, Chordata, Actinopteri, Cypriniformes, Cyprinidae. The transcript is spliced from 3 exons. The record is from RefSeq and is a predicted model, not a curated record. Bases 1 to 2613 code for a protein of 870 amino acids.
AUGGUGUGCUUCUGGGGAGGCCUAGCCGAGCCCUUCAGGUCCCUGAUGCCAUUCUGGCACCCCGGGGAGACCCUGGAGGACUAUAUCAACCUGGCUCUGCAGGUGAGCGGCUCAGCCAUCAGGGUGGGGAUGCCUACUCAGGAUGUUGCCUGCGAGGCGGAGGGUUCCGCCAAGGAGGCGUCUGCUAACAGUCCCCCCGAGGAGGCGUCCGCUAGCAGUUCCCCCGAGGCGGCGUCCGCCAACAGUUCCCCCGAGGCGGCGUCCGCUAACAGUUCCCCCGGGGAGGCGUCCCCUCACAGUUCCCCUGAGGCGGCAUCCGCUAACAGUUCCCCUGAGGUGGCGUCCACUAACUGUUCCCCUGAGGUGGCGUCCGCUAACUGUUCCCCCGAGGUGGCGUCCGCUAACAGUUCCCCCAAGGAGGCGUCCACUAACAGUUCCCCCAAGGAGGCGUCCGCUAACAGUUCCCCCGAGGAGGCGUCCACUAACAGUUCCCCCGAGGAGGCAUCCGCUAACAGUUCCCCCGAGGAGGCAUCAGCUCACAGUUCCCCUGAAGCGACGUCCGCUCACAGUUCACCCGAGGAGGCGUCUGCUCACAGUUCCUCCGAAGCGGCGUCCGCUAACAGUUCCCCCGAAGCGACGUCCGCUCACAGUUCACCCGAGGAGGUGUCUGCUCACAGUUCCCCCGAGGAGACGUCCACUCACAGUUCACCCGAGGAGACGUCCGCUCACAGUUCACCCGAGGAGACGUCCGCUAACAGUUCCCCCGAGAAGGCAUCCGCUCACAGUUCCCCCGAGGAGAUGUCCGCUAACAGUUCCCCCGAGGAGGAGUCCGCUAACAGUUCCCCCAAGGAGGUGUCCGCUCACAGUUCACCCGAGGAGACGUCCGCUAACAGUUCCCCCGAGAAGACGUCCGCUAACAGUUCCCCCGAGGAGGCGUCUGCUCACAGUUCCCCGGAGGAGGCGUCCGCUAACAGUUCACCCGAGGAGGUGUCUGCUCACAGUUCCCCCGAGGAGACGUCCACUCACAGUUCACCCGAGGAGACGUCCGCUCACAGUUCACCCGAGGAGACGUCCGCUAACAGUUCCCCCGAGAAGGCAUCCGCUCACAGUUCCCCCGAGGAGACGUCCGCUAACAGUUCCCCCGAGGAGGAGUCCGCUAACAGUUCCCCCAAGGAGGUGUCCGCUCACAGUUCACCCGAGGAGACGUCCGCUAACAGUUCCCCCGAGAAGGCAUCCGCUCACAGUUCCCCCGAGGAGACGUCCGCUCACAGUUCCCCCGAGGAGGCGUCCGCUCACAGUUCACCCGAGGAGACGUCCGCUAACAGUUCCCCCGAGAAGGCAUCCGCUCACAGUUCCCCCGAGGAGACGUCCGCUAACAGUUCCCCCGAGGAGGCGUCUGCUCACAGUUCCCCCGAGGAGGCGUCCGCUAACAGUUCCCCCAAGGAGGCGUCCGCUAACAGUUCCCCCAAGCCGGCGUCUGCUCACAGUUCCCCCGAGGAGGUGUCUGCUCACAGUUCCCCCGAGAAGGCAUCCGCUCACAGUUCCCCCGAGGAGGCGUCCGCUAACAGUUCCCCUGAAGCGGCGUCCGCUCACAGUUCCCCCGAGAAGGCAUCCGCUCACAGUUCCCCCGAGGAGAUGUCCGCUAACAGUUCCCCCGAGGAGGCGUCUGCUCACAGUUCCCCCGAGGAGGCGUCCGCUAACAGUUCCCCCAAGGCGGCGUCUGCUCACAGUUCCCCCGAGGAGGCAUCCGCUAACAGUUCCCCCAAGGAGGUGUCCGCUAACAGUUCCCCCGAGGAAGCGUCUGCUCACAGUUCCCCUGAGGAGGCAUCUGCUCACAGUUCCCUUGAGGAGGCGUCUGCUCACAGUUCCCCCGAGGAGGCGUCCGCUAACAGUUCCCCCGAGGAGGCGUCUGCUCACAGUUCCCCUGAGGAGGCAUCUGCUCACAGUUCCCUUGAGGAGGCGUCUGCUCACAGUUCCCCCGAGGAGGCGUCCGCUAACAGUUCCCCCGAGGAGGCGUCUCCUCACAGUUCCCCUGAGGAGGCAUCUGCUCACAGUUCCCUUGAGGAGGCGUCUGCUCACAGUUCCCCCGAGGAGGCGUCCGCUAACAGUUCCCCCGAGGAGGCGUCUGCUCACAGUUCCCCCGAGGAGGCGUCCGCUAACAGUUCCCCCGAGGAGGCGUCUGCUCACAGUUCCCCCAAGGAGGCGUCCGCUCACAUUUCCCCCGAGGAGGCGUCUGCUCACAGUUCCCCCGAGGAGGCGUCCGCUAACAGUUCCCCCAAGGAGGCGUCCGCUCACAUUUCCCCCGAGGAGGCGUCUGCUCACAGUUCCCCCGAGGAGGCGUCCGCUAACAGUUGCCCCAAGGAGGCGUCCGCUCACAUUUCCCCCGAGGAGGCGUCUGCUCACAGUUCCCCCGAGGAGGCGUCCGCUCACAGUUCCCCCGAGGAGGCGUCCGCUCACAGUUCCCCCAAGGAGGCAUCCGCUCACAGUUCCCCCGAGGAGGCGUCCGCUCACAGUUCCCCCAAGGAGGCAUCCGCUCACAGUUCCCCCGAAGCGGCGUCUGCUCACAAUUCCCCCGAGGAGGCGUCCGCUAACAGUUCCCCCCGAGGAGGCUAA